AACUUUAUUACAUUAAUCGCUUAUUUGAUUCAUAAAUUUCAAAGGGUUCCACACCUAUUGAUCGGAUUUCCCCCAAAUUCUCCUGAUUUAGGGUUCUUCCGGGUUCGUUCAAUUGUUUUUUGGGGUUCAAUGAGCAUGGAAUGCGCUCGAUCCUUGGAUGUGACCGAGGCCGACGAAGAGGUCCAUCACCAUCGACGCGACAAUAGCCGUCAGUUUCCCCCUCCGGCUACGAAGAUUCACACCGGCGGCGGCGGCGGCGACGACGGCUGCUGUAUUCCUAGUACGACCAGAGUCCAUGAACUUCUCGAAUGUCCUGUUUGUACUAAUUCCAUGUACCCUCCAAUCCACCAGUGCCAUAAUGGUCAUACGCUCUGUUCAAACUGUAAAGCUAGGGUGCACAAUCAGUGCCCGACUUGUAGACAAGAACUUGGUGAUAUUAGGUGUCUGGCUUUGGAGAAAGUAGCCGAAUCACUUGAAUUUCCAUGCAAAUACAUGCCAUUAGGGUGCUCAGAGAUCUUCCAUUAUUACAGCAAACUCAAACACGAGGCUUUGUGUAGCUUCAGGCCUUACAGUUGUCCGUAUGCAGGAUCAGAGUGUUCUGCCACAGGUGAUAUCCCUUACCUCGUUUCUCACCUUAGAGAUGAACACAAAGUGGAUAUGCAUUCCGGGUGCUCGUUCAACCAUCGUUAUGUAAAACCAAAUCCCCGUGAAGUGGAGAAUGCUACAUGGAUGCUAACUGUCUUUAACUGUUUUGGUCACUACUUCUGCCUGCAUUUCGAGGCCUUCCAGCUCGGGAUGGCGCCAGUUUAUAUGGCGUUUCUUCGGUUCAUGGGCGACGAGACAGAGGCCCGAAGCUACAGCUACAGCCUGGAGGUCGGAGGAUAUGGACGGAAACUCACAUGGGAAGGGACGCCGAGAAGUAUAAGAGACAGCUAUAAGAAAGUGAGAGAUAGCCAUGACGGCCUCAUCAUAUACAGGAACAUGGCUCUCUUCUUCUCAGGCGGAGAUCGGAAAGAGCUGAAGCUACGUGUAACUGGUCGGAUAUGGAAAGAACAGCAGAACCCGGAAUCCGGAAACUGCAUUUCCCAUAACCUCUCUGCUUCAUAAUCCGUGGGUCUGUUUGAUGAAUUUUAAAGCAUAUGGGUACGGGUACCCCCUUUUUCUUGGUCUGAAGCUGUAAAUAUGGAAUAAUUUGACAGUUUUCUGAAAUUCCAGGCACUGUGAGAACAUGAUUUAUCAAAUGAAAACGAACAAAACACUUCAGCGAA
Molecule: messenger RNA, 1268 nt
Organism: Tarenaya hassleriana
Lineage: Eukaryota; Viridiplantae; Streptophyta; Magnoliopsida; Brassicales; Cleomaceae
Product: E3 ubiquitin-protein ligase SINAT5-like
Exons: 3
Coding region: 130-1107 (325 amino acids)
Biological process (GO): multicellular organism development; ubiquitin-dependent protein catabolic process
Cellular component (GO): cytoplasm
Molecular function (GO): ubiquitin protein ligase activity; protein binding; zinc ion binding
Source: RefSeq, a predicted model, not a curated record